Messenger RNA from Blastocystis hominis, 360 nucleotides. RefSeq lists its product as hypothetical. Bases 1 to 237 code for a protein of 78 amino acids. Lineage: Eukaryota; Bigyra; Opalinata; Blastocystidae. The record is from RefSeq and is a predicted model, not a curated record. The transcript has a single exon.
AUGAGUGUUGGACUAGCACCAUUUUCUGUGAUUCGCUAUGAAAAUAAUUGGCCAUCGUGCAGAAAGAAUAGCGGUUUUUCCCAAGCCUCUCCAACAUCUACUCUAAAAGCUGGUGCCCAAUUUUUGGGUUUUCCAUCUUCGCAGUGGAUUGAUGCUCCGUCUUCUGCCGACUCUGUGUGUCCUAUUUUUGUAGCUAAAGCACUCUUCCAUUACACUUUAUGUAAUGUGAACCUUUGAUAACCUUGCUGUUGGUCCUAAAUGACUUAUUAUUGUUUCCCAAGGUCCCUGAUGGUCCUGAAUGGCUCUUAAUGAUUUCUUAAGGUCCCCGAUCGUCUAACGACUUUUAAGGGUUCCCGUAAG